AUGGACAACACGGGCUGGGCCGCGGCCAUCAGCCUCAGCUCUUCCUCCUCCAGUUGGCGCGCCUCGAUGGUCGAAAACGAAGGGUGUGCCGGCCGCAGGCCAAUCAAGGCUGGUAAGAACAUCGGAAAAGAAAAACAUGGUACCGGUAAUGGUGCCAACGAAGCUCAAGACGGCGGAGACAGUGCAGGCAGCUGGCCAUGCUGCCCAGAGAUGCAAACGUGGCGGUGGGAUAUCAUUCCGACGAGCGGCGAGACGGAAGUGAAGAACAAGGGUGAACAUGGUGAACAAGUGCUGGUAGGACGCGUCGAGGUGGUGGACGCUGAAUCGACGAAGCGCCAGGAAGGGGCGGCCGAGGCUCUUCUUGGAGCCCCGGCCAUCCAAAUGGCCGUCCAGCAGAAAAGGGAGCAUUUCGCUCGCGGAGGUGCCCGCGGCGCCGUGCACGAGCCGAGCGGCGAGACUCCGCAGAGCUCCAGAACAAGAGCGCGGCCACGGAGAUGGAGGGAGGCCGCGGGCGGCACCGCCGCGCGCGAACGAAUGCGGAGGUCCUCAACCAAAGUGUCCUCCGGCAUUGACGAGCGCGUGCACGAGCGCGGACGCCGCUCGUACAAUCGCGAUGACGGCAGCCGCAGCGGAGACCGCACGCCCAAGCAGCCCUCGACCCAUGCUGCUGCGCACGAGGGCAACCUGCAGUGCAGGCCGCAAUACGGACCAGCGGAUCUCCAUCGCCGAUCCUACGAGCUGGCGCCGCCUUCACCCACCACAGCGUCGUCACCGAGGCUCGGCCCGAGCGAGACGACCCCGGGUCUCGAAAACCACGUGUAUCCGCCAGAGGCAGGCGUGCUGCGAUACACAAAGAGCCGGGGCGCCGUCACCUCAUCGAACAGGAGCGAGCUCCGCGAGCGUUGGUGCCGCACUCACAGCACGCUGAUGACCCGGCAGCAGGCCAGCGGGCUGCAGCAAGGCGCUCAACAGCAGGAUGUCGGCCGGGCCAUGCGGUCGCGCCGCACUAAUGAAAUGCCGGCCCGGCCCGUGCACGCCGUUAAUCCGUCGGCCGCGGUUUCGUUCGGCCAAGUGCCUCGAGUCGAGGUCGAGGCUCGGCCUCUGGCUCUUCUCUCCGCGCCGCAGCGCGAGCUGUCCGCACCGGCCGACCGUCGGCCAAGCCAGGACGCUGCUGGCAAUGACAGGCAUGCAGGCAGCAUUGACGAAAGCGUUUUUCGCGCCGAGAAGGGCCAUGCAGGCACCGAAAUGGCCCCGUAG
Phytophthora sojae is the source of this 1257-nucleotide messenger RNA. RefSeq lists its product as hypothetical. Lineage: Eukaryota; Oomycota; Peronosporomycetes; Peronosporales; Peronosporaceae. The transcript is spliced from 8 exons. The coding region runs from base 1 to 1257 and encodes 418 amino acids. The record is from RefSeq and is a predicted model, not a curated record.